AUGUGGCAAACUGCGGACUCCUGGCCUUGGAGGGGAGAGGCCUUGCCAGGCGCGCAGGAAGCGUCUACCGGGAAUCUCACCACCAGUGGGCGUUUAGCGCAGCCAAGCGACCGGCUGGUGCCAAGGCUCAGCAACAGGGAGGCGCCGGCUGAGGCGGGGAGAACUUUGCGCUCCGAGCAGAACCACCCUUUGCUGGCCAGUCGCGUCGCUCCUCGGAGGAAGCUAGCGGCGGCAGCGACUGGGCGGAAAGAGGACGAAAGGAAGAGAGGAAGUAGCGAGCGAAGUAGAAAAAUGAAGCCUGAGCUGGAGAAGCCCGCGAGGGGAUGGCCCACGGUGGAACGAGGCGGCUUUGGCUUCUUUUCCGCAUCCCGGCCGAAGCCCGGGGAGGGCGCAGGGGCCGAGACCCUGUGGCCUCGGGACGCCCUCCUCUUCGCCGUGGACAACCUGAACCGCGUGGAAGGGCUACUGCCCUACAACCUGUCUUUGGAAGUAGUGAUGGCCAUCGAGGCGGGCCUGGGCGAUCUGCCGCUCUUGCCUUUCUCCUCCCCUAGCUCGCCGUGGAGCAGUGACCCUUUCUCCUUUCUGCAGAGCGUGUGCCACACCGUGGUGGUGCAGGGGGUAUCGGCGCUGCUGGCUUUCCCCCAGAGCCAGGGCGAGAUGAUGGAGCUCGAUUUGGUCAGCUCUGUUCUGCACAUUCCAGUGAUCAGCAUCGUGCGCCACGAGUUUCCGCGGGAGAGUCAGAAUCCCCUUCACCUACAGCUGAGUUUAGAAAAUUCAUUAAGUUCUGAUGCUGAUGUCACUGUCUCAAUCCUGACCAUGAACAACUGGUACAAUUUUAGCUUGUUGCUGUGCCAGGAAGACUGGAACAUCACCGACUUCCUCCUCCUUACCCAGGAUAACGCCAGGUUCCACCUCGGCUCUAUCAUCAACAUCACCGCCAACCUCUCCUCCACUGAGGACCUCCUCAGCUUCCUGCAGGUCCAGCUUGAGAGCAUUAAAAACAGUACGCCCACAGUGGUGAUGUUUGGCUGCCACAUGGACAGUAUCCGGCGGAUUUUCGAGAUUACCACCCAGUUUUGGGUAAUGCCCUCUGAGCUUCGUUGGGUGCUGGGGGACUCACAGAACGUCGAGGAACUGAGGACAGAAGGUCUUCCUUUAGGGCUCAUCGCUCAUGGGAAAACAACACAGUCGGUCUUUGAGUACUAUGUGCAAGAUGCCAUGGAAUUGGUCGCAAGAGCUGUAGCCUCAGCCACCAUGAUCCAGCCAGAACUUGCUCUCAUUCCCAGCACAAUGAACUGCAUGGAUGUGGAAACUGCAAACCUCACUUCAGGACAAUAUCUGUCAAGGUUUCUAGCCAACACCACUUUCAGAGGCCUCAGUGGUUCCAUCAAAGUAAAAGGUUCCUCUAUCAUCAGCUCAGAAAACAACUUUUUCAUCUGGAAUCUGCAGCAUGACCCCAUGGGAAAGCGAAUGUGGACCCGCUUGGGCAGCUGGCAGGGAGGAAAGGUUGUCAUGGACUAUGGAAUUUGGCCAGAGCAGGCCCAGAGGCAUAAAACUCACUUCCAAAACCCAAGUAAGCUACACCUGAGAGUGGUUACCCUGGUCGAGCAUCCAUUUGUCUUCACACGGGAGGUAGAUGAUGAAGGCUUGUGCCCUGCUGGCCAACUCUGCCUCGACCCCAUGACUAAUGACUCUUCCAUAUUGGACAGCCUUUUUAGUAGCCUCCAUAGCAGUAAUGAUACAGUGUCCAUCAAACUCAAGAAGUGCUGCUAUGGAUAUUGCAUUGAUCUGCUGGAAAAGCUAGCAGAAGACAUGAACUUUGACUUUGACCUCUAUAUCGUUGGAGAUGGAAAAUAUGGAGCCUGGAAAAAUGGGCACUGGACUGGACUAGUGGGUGACCUCCUGAGUGGUUCAGCCCACAUGGCAGUCACUUCCUUCAGCAUCAAUACUGCACGAAGUCAGGUGAUAGACUUCACCAGUCCUUUCUUCUCCACCAGCUUGGGCAUCUUAGUGAGGACCCGAGACACAGCAGCUCCCAUUGGAGCCUUCAUGUGGCCACUGCACUGGACGUUGUGGCUAGGGAUUUUUGUGGCUCUGCACAUCACUGCCAUCUUCCUCACCCUAUAUGAAUGGAAGAGCCCCUUUGGUAUGACUCCCAAGGGGCGGAAUAGGAGUAAAGUCUUCUCUUUCUCUUCAGCCUUGAAUGUCUGCUAUGCCCUCUUGUUUGGCAGAACAGCAGCCAUCAAACCCCCAAAAUGCUGGACUGGAAGGUUUCUCAUGAACCUUUGGGCCAUUUUCUGUAUGUUUUGUCUUUCUACAUACACGGCAAACUUGGCUGCUGUCAUGGUAGGUGAGAAGAUCUAUGAAGAGCUUUCCGGGAUACAUGACCCUAAGCUCCAUCAUCCAUCCCAGGGCUUCCGCUUUGGAACUGUCCGGGAAAGCAGUGCUGAAGAUUAUGUGAGGCAAAGCUUCCCCGAGAUGCAUGAGUAUAUGAGAAGGUACAAUGUACCAGCCACCCCCGAUGGAGUGGAGUAUCUGAAGAAUGAUCCAGAGAAACUAGACGCCUUCAUCAUGGACAAAGCCCUUCUGGAUUAUGAAGUGUCAAUAGAUGCUGACUGCAAACUUCUUACGGUGGGGAAGCCAUUUGCCAUAGAAGGAUAUGGCAUCGGGCUCCCACCCAACUCUCCACUGACCUCCAACAUAUCUGAGCUGAUCAGUCAAUACAAGUCCCACGGGUUUAUGGAUGUGCUGCACGACAAGUGGUACAAGGUGGUUCCCUGUGGCAAGAGGAGUUUUGCUGUCACCGAGACUUUGCAGAUGGGCAUCAAGCACUUCUCUGGGCUCUUCGUGCUGCUCUGCGCCGGGUUGGGUCUGUCCAUCUUGACAGCCAUUGGUGAGCACAUCGUGUACAGGCUGCUGCUACCACGAAUCAAGAACAAGUCGAGGCUGCAGUACUGGCUCCACACCAGUCAGAGAUUACACAGAGCGCUAAACACGUCAUUCGUAGAGGAAAAGCAGCCGCGUUUCAAGACUAAACGUGUGGAUAAGAGGUCCAACGUGGGACCCCGUCAGCUCUCCGUGUGGAACACUUCCCAUCAGAGUCACGACAUCCCUCGAAAAUACAUCUUCAGUGAGGAGGGAGGACGAAACCAGCCGGGCCUGGGGGCCCCCCAGGACAUCCCUCUCCCUCCCCGGAGGAGAGAGCUCCCCGCCUCGCUGACCACCAACGGGAAGGCGGACUCCCUGCAGGGAGCGCGGACCUCGGUGAUGCAGGAGCUGGUGGAGCUGGAGAAGCAGAUCCAGGUGAUCCGGCAGGAGCUGCAGCUGGCAGUGAGCAGGAAAGCGGAGCUGGAGGAGUACCAGAGGGGGCGCCGGACUCGUGAGUCCUAGGCGGCCACGCUGCGCCCCCUCGGCCCCUGGCCUUCCUCGGAGCCCUGGGGACACCUUGGGAUGCUCUUUUGUAACCACUGACGAAGGUAUGGGGAGCUGAGGUCUGGGUCUUAGAGGUCAAGUCCGCCCCGUCGGGCAGCAGCUCUUCCCACGCUCACCCUCAAGGUGUCCAGGGUAAUGGCUUCCCAGGGCAGGAAUCCUACACUAGUCAGGAGUGAGUUCGGGGCAAGGGAUCUGCGACUAACAGACAACCCCAGCUCCGUUAGCCUCCCACCAGGUGCCACAGGACUACUUCUGGUUUCCAGCCCUUUCUCUGCACUGACAACAAGGGAUACAAAAUUGUUACUCAUUCCCUUGUCUUACUGGGUUGUUGGUUUUAUUCUCAGUAUAGAACAGGGUUGCCAGGAUUGUGGUUUUGACACAACUCCCCAAACUAGAUUUGUUCCUGCAUUGUGAAUGGGGCACAGGGUCAGAGCUAGAGAAGCUGAGGACGGGCAAGUGGGUGUUUACAGACAUUGGCUGAACUCAUCCGUAUCGCAGCUGGCCCAGGCUUGAUUAGAUCCCGUAGAGCCUCAUUUCUCAGAAGGUCCCAGCUCUCUGACACCAUCCAGACAUUUAGUAGGAAUAUGUUUACAUGCCAUUAAGAACGGGGACAGGGAUGGGGUGAGCGGGGACAGAGGACAGGCCAAAGAGGCAUUAAAAAUAGACGCCGUGCUUUUAGAACAAAAGCUCUGGGCCAGAAAAGCAAUUUGGCUGAGAAAUGAUCAGGACUAUGCUUGCAACCCAGCUGAGCAUCUCCACGGUAGCACGUGCCUUCUGUAAAGGAGAGAGAGAAACAAAGCAAGGAUGCGGCCUUAGGAUGCAACUGGAACAUCCCUGCUUAUUGUAACUGGGGGUUUAUCGAACGUGAUCUGCAAACCACAUAUGAGGCCGUUCAGAUCAGCGGUCACUUAGCUCUUAGAUCUAAGAACCCCAAAUGUGAGCCUCAAGCUCGUAAACAGCACAGGCUGCACCGUUCAGAAAUGAGCCCUGUGCUUUUCAUAUCUCUAUUGAUAACAGCCAAGUUAGUCUCCCAGCCUCACACCCACUUUUCUCUGAGGAGCUGUGAAUAGGUUUGGUCCCUCCGAUUCUCUCCCAGUCCUCAUCGAAUGCUCUUAAAAGAUUGAUAUCAGGAAAAAAAAGAAAAAGAUUACUAUCAGUAACCUGGCACCCCUUUCCCGCUGUACAACUGCUCGGACAUGCAGGAAGGUAAAGGCAUAUGGGAACUAGAGAACAUCAGCUCCCAAUGUCAGUGUAGACAGAAUCGUCUAGGAACUCGUUAGAAUGCUGGUUGUCCGGACCCUUCCCCAGAGGAUGGGCGGGGACAGGGGAGAGACUGGAGGUGAGCUCAGAAACCUCCCGCUAACCCGCACCCCCAGGUGACUGACACGUGUGGUCCAAAAAUUACUCUUCAGGAAACACUAAAGGUGUGGCAGUCCCAGACAAUGGGAGAAGUGAGAAGAGCCUUUCUGAGAGUCUUAUUUCUUGUUUUAAAAUCUUUAUUGUUGAAAGUUUUACAUAUGUCCCCUUUUCUUUCCC
Myotis brandtii (Brandt's bat) is the source of this 4968-nucleotide messenger RNA. RefSeq names its product glutamate receptor, ionotropic, N-methyl-D-aspartate 3A (gene GRIN3A). Gene Ontology annotation, cellular component: postsynaptic membrane; plasma membrane. Gene Ontology annotation, biological process: monoatomic ion transport; synaptic transmission, glutamatergic; ionotropic glutamate receptor signaling pathway. Bases 1 to 3390 code for a protein of 1129 amino acids. The record is from RefSeq and is a predicted model, not a curated record. NCBI's taxonomy places the organism in Eukaryota, Metazoa, Chordata, Mammalia, Chiroptera, Vespertilionidae. Gene Ontology annotation, molecular function: transmitter-gated monoatomic ion channel activity involved in regulation of postsynaptic membrane potential; NMDA glutamate receptor activity. The transcript is spliced from 10 exons.